AUGGGUGGGCGCUGCUCCAAGUGCGGCAGCUGCUGGCGGCGCUCCAAGUUGCAGGACUCGGUCCUUGAGUCCGCCGCCGAUCUCGGUAAUGAUCUCCGGCCAGCUCGCUGUUCUCUCUCCCUCAGCUCGGGGUGCUUAAUUUUGGUGGCGGAUGUUACAGAGAAUGGGGGGACGGUGGCGGACCGGCACGGCGUGCCGGCGUUCGCCGAGUACGGUCUCGAGGAGCUGCGCGCCGCCACGGGGGGCUUCUCCCCGGAGAACAUCGUCUCCGAGCACGGCGAGAAGGCCCCCAACGUCGUCUACCGGGGCCGACUCCCCGCCGGCGAUCGCGUCGUCGCCGUCAAGCGUUUCAACAAAUCCGCCUGGCCCGACGCUCGCCAAUUCCUCGUCCGCCCAUUACUCUCUCCUCGUCCCUCUCCUUGUACCUCCAUUUCUCUUUCUCUCGUCGCUCUUGUGACGGCAAUCUGCAACAGGAGGAGGCGAGGAAUGUGGGGCAGCUUCGCAGCGAGCGGCUGGCGAACCUCAUUGGGUGUUGCUGCGAGGGGGACGAGAGGCUCCUGGUCGCGGAGUUCAUGCCCCACGAAACCCUAGCCAAGCACCUCUUCCACUGUGAGUACCCAUCCCCGUCGACCUGCCCCGUUUCCCGGCUUCCUCCGGACACUACGCCCUUCGUCUUCUUCGUGCGGUAGUAGCCUGCUGGAGGUAGAACAGGACCAAGGAAUCGGUCCUCUCCGGAUCUGCCAUCGUUGGGCCUCCCCCCUCCCUCCGUUCUCCCGCAGCCAACCAGGGCCGCUGGCUCGGGGGUCUCCUGAUCCCCCCGCCGCGCUACCAUUCUCUGUGGCCGAUGCGGCAUUCCAUUUGGAGAAUGGUCCUCAGGGCGGGCGCCAUUGAUUCGUUCUGGGUUUCCUCUUCCCUCGACUUCUGUUCGCCUUCCCUGGACCCGGAAACCUGCGGUAUAUCCAGCCAUCAGGUUAUGCUACUAGGAAUUGGAACCAUCUAUUUCCACCAUCAUCUGCUCGGUCGGAUCUAUUUUCUUUCGUCGGGGACAGAAUCAGUGCUCAGAUGAGCGCCGAUCAUCGGAGCUCCCGCUCCGCACAGGAAUCCGACUUCUUAGAGCCCCCCGUUCUCUUCCAUUCCUCUCCUUGAGCGCUCAGUUCUUCGCAGGGGAUACCCAGCCGAUGAGAUGGUCGAUGAGGAUCAGAGUGGCGCUGUUCCUGGCGCAGGCCUUGGAGUACUGCGGUGGCAGAGGGCGAGCACUCUACCACGACCUCAACGCCUACAGGGUUCUCUUCGAUCAGGUGUCUCAUCACCUUCCGACUGUGUCCCGCAUCAGUUCAUACACAGAUAUAUAUAUAUACAGAGAGAGAGAGAGAGAGAGAGAGAGAGAGAGAGAGAGAGAGAGAGAUCUAUACGCACUUUUCCGAUGAUUUUACCUUCCGGGGCGCCAUUUCCGACUGUGGUGGGGCUGUUGUCGCCGGCAGGAGGGUAACCCAAGACUGUCGUGCUUCGGGCUGAUGAAGAACAGCAGAGAUGGGAAAAGCUACAGCACCAAUCUGGCUUUCACGCCCCCAGAGUACCUAAGGACAGGUAUUUUUCUCGAACACAGAGGAAAUUACUCCGACAAGAGACGAAGAACAGCCCCCGGCCGAUUCGACUCGGCUUCGAAUCCAUGCGCUAAAGGAUCUCUGGAGCUCAUCUGGUAAUUUUCUUGGCCGAAUUUGGCAGGAAGGGUGACGGCGGAGAGCGUCGUCUACAGCUUCGGCACUCUGUUGCUCGACCUCCUCACCGGAAAACACAUUCCCCCGAGCCACGUACGAUCCGAUCUUCCCCCGAACAUCGUUUCCUCAUCGGAGAUUUCUGAGCCGUCCUGCUUUUUUUAUGAACCCAACCAUCUUCCGUCCCCCGGGGGGCUGCGAUUUCCUGGCGCGAGAUCGUCGUCUUCUCACGAUUCUCGUUCUCGCAGGCGCUCGACGUGAUCCGCGGGAAGAACUUCCUGGUCCUGAUGGAUUCCUGCCUGGAGGGCCACUUCUCCAACGAGGACGGCGCCGAGCUGGUGCGACUGGCCUCUCGCUGCCUGCAGUACGAGCCUCGCGAGAGACCCAACGCCAGGUCCCUCUCCAUCGCCCUCGCCCUGCUCCAGAAGGAAACCGAGGUGAGUGAAGCCCGACUAGCAUCUUCUUCUUCUUCCCGGCUGAGAAUUCUUCACCCCUGCACCAGCCUUUAAACCUUUCGCCGCCGUCCUCUUCUUCCUCCUCGUUUCUGAGCAGGUGGCGUCGAGCGUUCUGAUGGGCAUCCCCCUCAGAGGCCCUUCUUCCGACGAUGCCCAGUCGUUGGCGUUGACCCCUCUCGGGGAGGCCUGCUCGAGGAUGGACCUCACGGCCAUCCACGAGCUGCUGGAGAAGACCGGCUACAAAGACGACGAAGGGAUAGCGAACGAGGUGGGAAGCAGAUUGUCGUCUGCUUUUUUCUCUCUUGGGGAGGAAUUUGCGAUUCUUCCUUCCUUCCGGCCUGACGGACGCGAUUCUUCUUGGGAAUCGCCUCAUUCCGCAGCUCUCGUUCCAGGCGUGGACCGGGCAGAUGCAGGAGACCCUGAACUCGAAGAAGCUCGGAGACAGCGCCUUCAGGAACAGAGAUUUCGACGCCGCCAUCGACUGGUACACCCAGGUCUGCCUCUCAAUCCCAGGUCUUCCUUCCUUCCGCCACCUGCGCAUGAGCCUGCCGACUGACGGAGUUGGUCCUCACGGCGGGGCCUUUGCAGUUCAUCGACGGGGGGACGAUGGUCUCUCCGACGGUGUUCGCCCGGCGGUGCCUCUGCUACCUGAUGGCCGAUAGGUUGCAGGAGGCCCUCGGAGACGCGAUGCAGGCACAAGUGAUCUCGCCGGAGUGGCCCACCGCCUUCUACCUCCAGGCGGCGGCGCUGCUCUCCCUCGGGAUGGACAGCGACGCGCAGGAAACCCUCAAGGACGGCACCGCCAUGGAAGAAGGCCGGAGGCCUCGCAGACUCUAA
Spirodela intermedia is the source of this 3007-nucleotide messenger RNA. Lineage: Eukaryota; Viridiplantae; Streptophyta; Magnoliopsida; Alismatales; Araceae. The record is from the annotation of a GenBank genome assembly.